AUGUCAGCCCCAGACACUUUCGGUUUACAGUUAGCCAAGUACACUAACGUCGCUGCAUCAGCAAUCCUAAUUUAUGACUACUUUGUCACCUUACAUUCUGAAGUCCGAUGGACUCGGGGACGGAAGUGGGGAAUCAUCCGGACUACCUUCACGAUUUCACGAUAUGCACCUUUUGCUGGUGCGCUCAUGACCUCGUACGCCGCUAUCAAGACAUGGGGCACGCAAGAUUGCGCACCUUUUAACGAUGCUAUAAAUGGCAUACACUUCUUGGGCAUCCUUGCCUCGGAAGGUUGGUUUUCGCAUUUCACGUUAAAGGUCUACGCCUUCUCUGGCAAUAAAAAGGCUUAUCUUAUCAUUCUUCUCUCCUUUGGCCAUCUUGGUGAUGAGGCAAGGUCUCGAAGCUCGCUUCUUAGUCUUAAUAUUCAUCUCCUUUCAGUCGGCCCCCCUUGCGUGUUGGAAGGGGCUCGUAGCAGUGCCCUCGGAUAUGGACUCUUGAUGUUUUUCGAGAUAGUUCUCAUGUCCACCACUGUAUUUCUGAGAUAUCGACACUAUCUAGGUUCUCAUAGCGCGCUGGUGAGGAGCAUCUAUCGUGACGGACUACUCUACAUGUUCUGCAUCAUGAUGAUAUCUAUGGUCAAUGUGAUCAUUAUCGCUGUGUUGCCUCUCUCUUACAGCGAAACGCUAAACGCACCUCAGAUUGUUGCGCACAGUGUUCUUGCUUCUCGAAUACUGUUCAAUCUUCAAGUGAGCAUGGAGCAACCACCCUGGCUCGCCGACCGAUCGGCGACCUCAAUGGAAUUACUAUCCCGUCUACAUACAUUCAAAGCGCGACCUGGAGGCAGUGAGACAGCUAGCCAGCCAGAUGAAGCUCAGACCUACUGA
Molecule: messenger RNA, 882 nt
Organism: Suillus plorans
Lineage: Eukaryota; Fungi; Basidiomycota; Agaricomycetes; Boletales; Suillaceae
Exons: 15
Coding region: 1-882 (293 amino acids)
Source: RefSeq, a predicted model, not a curated record